AUGGGCAAAAGUAAGUCUGAUAUUUUAUCCGAGGAGCAAAUUACUACGGGUUUGUAUAAAUUAGCCGUAGGGGAAUAUAAAGGUGGGACAGAGAAUAAUCAGAAGCCUGAAGAAAAGUUUUUUAGAAUAAAUAAUCCCUUAAUUAUUCUCGCCCGCCAUCUGCCCUAUGGUAUUAAAAAAAUGGGUUUUGUUUCUAAUGUUCCUGACGCCCAAUUAUUAAGUUAUAAUGAUAUUAAUUUUGAGGAGCCAAUAUCCGAGAUGGAAAAUUACCGGAUACCAAAAUAUUAUUUUAUUGAUGAAUUAAAUUUUACUGUCGAAGGGAGAGCCAAAAAACAAGCCGAAGGGGAAUUAGCAGAAUUGGCCGAAAAAAAUGCUCGGGGUAGACAAGGAAAAAAAUAUUUUUCAUGGCCUAGUGAAAUUAAAAAAGAAGAAGAUUUUUCCGCAACUAGUCAGCCUGCUGUGGCUAAUCCUCCUGCACCAACCAAGAAAGAGGAAGAUAAACUCACCCCAGAGGAAAAACCGGCUCCUAAAAAAAACUUUCCCAACCAUCGCAGGAGAAUUUCCUCCUUGGACGAUUUUAUCUCUAAUUAUCUAAAAAAAGAGAAAGGAGAAAACGAUGCAUAA
Messenger RNA from Racocetra fulgida, 624 nucleotides. NCBI's taxonomy places the organism in Eukaryota, Fungi, Glomeromycota, Glomeromycetes, Diversisporales, Gigasporaceae. The record is from the annotation of a GenBank genome assembly.